Aspergillus mulundensis is the source of this 1857-nucleotide messenger RNA. Its product is annotated as putative serine/threonine protein kinase (Nrc-2). The transcript is spliced from 5 exons. The record is from RefSeq and is a predicted model, not a curated record. The coding region runs from base 1 to 1857 and encodes 618 amino acids. Gene Ontology annotation, biological process: protein phosphorylation. Gene Ontology annotation, cellular component: plasma membrane; cytoplasm; nucleus. Lineage: Eukaryota; Fungi; Ascomycota; Eurotiomycetes; Eurotiales; Aspergillaceae. Gene Ontology annotation, molecular function: protein serine/threonine kinase activity; ATP binding.
AUGCCUACCAAAAAGCACCCCAACGAUUCAAGCCAUUUCCCGACAAAGAUCAAGAAUUUUUUCCGCAUCAACAGCUCAAGUAGCACGUCCUCUCACCAAUCGAACAACCCUGCCAACAGCGCUGAGCGGGAUGUCGGUGCUUCGACCCCUGUCAAACAUGAGAACAAGUCUACCUUCAGACAGUCGCGAUUUCUCCCAAUCAUUGGUCGCAAUCGCUCCGCCACAGUUGCGAGUGAAGGGAAUCCCUUAGAUGACGCGAUUUCCCCGACCGCGACGGCGAAUCCUUACUUUGUCCACCAGGGCCAACCCGCCCUACAGCAUCGCAAUGACGGCUCGAUGCCUUCUUCGCCCCCGGAUACCCCAGAGUUACAGGUUGAUGGUGUUUCGGCGGCAGAACAAGCCACAACUGCCAACAAGGAGGAACUUGCUCGGAAAUUACGCCGUGUGGCUUCAGCUCCAAACGCUCAAGGCCUGUUCAGUGCUACCGAUCCCGAUGGCCGACCUCAGACUGCAGAGCUAGGUAAGGAGCCUUUAGUGCACUCAGGUGCUGCUGGCUCUUCUGUUGGUUUGGUUGAAGUGAACGCGAACACCGAUCAGGAUGGCAAUCUCGCCGUUCCACAGCCUGGUUCCGGCAAGCUUCCUGCCAUCACUCAAAUCCGCACUUCUAGCGGUGGUUUCCGUCGAACAUACAGCUCCAACUCUAUCAAAGUUCGUAAUGUGGAGGUGGGACCUGCCAGCUUUGAUAAGAUCAAGCUCAUUGGCAAAGGUGAUGUUGGCAAGGUUUACCUUGUCAGGGAAAAGAAGUCGACUCGCUUAUAUGCCAUGAAGGUUCUCAGCAAAAAGGAAAUGAUCAAGCGUAAUAAGAUCAAGCGGGCACUGGCAGAGCAGGAAAUCCUUGCCACCAGUAAUCAUCCUUUCAUCGUCACACUCUACCACUCCUUCCAGUCUGAAGACUAUCUCUACCUGUGUAUGGAAUACUGCAGUGGUGGAGAGUUCUUCCGAGCUCUACAAACUCGGCCGGGAAAAUGCAUAUCGGAAGAUGCUGCUCGAUUCUACGCAGCCGAGGUCACUGCUGCCCUUGAGUAUCUCCAUCUCAUGGGAUUUAUCUAUCGUGAUCUGAAGCCAGAAAAUAUUCUGCUUCAUCAGUCGGGGCAUAUCAUGCUGUCAGAUUUUGACCUCUCAAAACAAUCCGGACCAGGGGGCGCGCCUACGAUGAUUCCCGCACGGAGCGGCAAUUCCAACACGGCCUUCCCUACGAUUGACACCAAGUCUUGUAUUGCCGAUUUCAGAACCAACUCGUUUGUCGGUACUGAGGAAUACAUCGCGCCGGAAGUGAUCAAAGGGUGCGGUCAUACUAGCGCUGUAGAUUGGUGGACCUUGGGCAUCCUCAUUUACGAAAUGCUUUACGGAACUACACCUUUCAAGGGCAAGAACAGAAAUGCCACAUUUGGCAAUAUCCUACGCGACGAGGUGCCGUUUCCAGAACAAGGUGGUGCACAGCCAAUAUCCAACAUUUGCAAAUCCCUGAUCCGCAAGCUCCUCAUCAAAGACGAGACAAAGCGUCUCGGGGCUCGAGCUGGCGCCUCGGAUGUCAAGACGCACCCCUUCUUCCGGCAAACACAGUGGGCUCUGAUUCGCCACAUGAAGCCUCCCAUGAUCCCUCACCAAAGCCGUGGAAGCGAGGCGGUCAACUUCCGCAAUGUCAAGGAGAGCGCAAGCGUUGACAUUGGUGAAAAGAACCCUUCCAAGAUGAAGGGCGUUCCCCUGAAUUCUGGCCUCGCUACGCCCAACGGCGAAAUAGCUGACCCCUUCGAAGAGUUCAACAGCGUCACUCUUCACCAUGACGGCGACUUUUAA